Molecule: messenger RNA, 1333 nt
Organism: Trifolium pratense (red clover)
Lineage: Eukaryota; Viridiplantae; Streptophyta; Magnoliopsida; Fabales; Fabaceae
Product: autophagy-related protein 3
Biological process (GO): nucleophagy; autophagosome assembly; autophagy of mitochondrion
Cellular component (GO): cytosol; cytoplasmic ubiquitin ligase complex
Molecular function (GO): Atg8-family ligase activity
Source: RefSeq, a predicted model, not a curated record
UAACUAAUUAAUUAAUCACCCCAUCGUCCCUUUCGUUAUACUAUAUCGUGUGAUCUAACAAAAAUCUCACAAUUUUUCUUUCUUUCACAAUUUUCUGCCAAAAAUCUCAGUAACAAAGAAAAGAUGGUUCUUUCUCAAAAGCUUCACGAAGCUUUCAAAGGCACUGUCGAGAGAAUCACAGGCCCAAGAACCGUUUCUGCUUUCAAAGAAAAAGGAGUUCUUAGUGUCUCCGAAUUCAUCAUCGCCGGUGAUAAUCUCGUUGCCAAAUGCCCUACUUGGUCAUGGGAAUCAGGAGCAAGCAAGAGGAAGACAUAUUUACCAUCCGAGAAACAAUUCUUGAUCACUAGGAAUGUGCCUUGCCUGCGAAGAGCUGCGUCUAUUGAAGAAGAAUAUGAAGCUGCUGGAGGGGAAGUUCUACUUGAUGAUGAAGAUAAUGAUGGAUGGCUAGCAACUCAUGGAAAACCUAAAGAAACUAAAUCUGAUGAAGAUGAGGAUUUACCUUCCAUGGAAAGUCUAGAAAUCAGUAAAAGUAGUUCUAUUAAGCAAAACUCUUCCCACACAGGAGGUGAGGACGAUGAGGAUAUUCCUGAUAUGGCAGAGUUUGCAGAAUAUGACAACAUUAUUGAGACAGAUCCUUCUACAUAUCUAGUAGCACAUGAACCAGAUGAUGACAAUAUUCUACGGACCCGCACCUAUGACAUCAGCAUCACGUAUGAUAAGUAUUAUCAAACACCUCGUGUGUGGCUUACUGGGUACGAUGAGUCAAGAAUGCUACUGCAACCGGAACUUGUCCUUGAAGAUGUUAGUCAAGACCAUGCACGCAAAACGGUAACAAUUGAAGACCACCCUCACUUGCCUGGGAAGCAUGCAUCUAUUCAUCCAUGUCGACAUGGAGCAGUGAUGAAGAAAAUCAUUGAUGUGUUGAUGUCACGUGGAGUUGAGCCUGAAGUUGACAAGUACCUAUUCUUGUUCUUGAAAUUUAUGGCCUCGGUAAUUCCAACUAUUGAGUAUGAUUACACCAUGGACUUUGAUCUUGGUAGCUCCAGCAAUUGACUAAGAGCGUAGCUGCACGUUCAAGUAUAACACGAGAGUGUAAUCUCUCUUACCAACACUUUCUUUGUUUCUGCACUCAUUAAAACUGCGUAUAAUCCGUGAUCGUUACGCAGCUAUUGUACAUGUGGUGUAAAGUAUGGUCAUGUGACUUAUGAUUGUAGAAUUUGGACAAAUUUCCUUUGACAUAUGUACAUAUUUGGCAUACCACAUUCUUAAGACUAUGUUGCUCUCUACAAAAUACUACAAAGUAAAAAAAAAAAUGGUUAAUGUCUGGUUUGAA